CUAAUGGCGCACCGGAGUGGCAACAAGCCAACAACUAUAAACUCUUUGGAUUAUGAUCAAGGAUACAGCCCGCUGAAGCUUGAGCUCAAAAACCAACCACUGCCCUUUUCUUCUUUGAAGCUGAAACAUCCAAUUACAGAGCCAAACUUCCUCUGAUGGAAGGCAAUGAAAAGAUGGCCAUAGGCCAACAAAUCCCUUCCUCUUCAGUGCAAGUUUCAGACCACCCGCUAAUACUGCCGGAUCUUCCCUUUCAAGUCAUCACUGAGAUUCUCGCAAGGCUACCUGUGAAGUCACUCAUGAGAUUCAAGUGCGUUUCAAAAUCGUGGCUUUCCUUGACGUUAAGCCCUCAUUUCAUCAAGCGUCACCUCAGUUUCAGUACAUCAAAGGACAGAGAAUACUUGCUAUUUAUAGACUAUAAUUCUGGCAGGUUCAAACACUGUUCUCUUGCUUCUUUGUUGUAUGAACAGCCUAGUGAUGCAGUUGAAAUAGUUUGUCCCCAAUUGGAAUGCCGUGAUCAGUCAAUUUUGUUAGUGGGAUGUUGUAAUGGGUUGAUUUGCAUUUGCACUAAUAGAGAAGGUUUCGUCUUAUGGAACCCAUCUACCAGAAAAUCAAAGACAUUGCCUAAUUUUAGUUUUGAAAAAACGAGUGAGCAUAAAUUCUAUGCUUCAUGUGGUUUUGGAUACGACGAGACUAACGAUGAUUAUAAAGUAGUGGCAGUUACCUGCUACUGUGCUGAAGAUUGGGAGCCCUUUGCUUCUGAGGUUAAAGUUUAUGGUACAAAAACUGAUACUUGGAGGAGAAUUGGGGAUUUUCCUGGUGGUUAUCCAAUGGACGGAAGCAGGUACUGUGGUACUUUUGCGGCGGGGAAGGUCCAUUGGGUAUUGAACAGAGCAUUUUGUCCAUAUGUUGUUUUUCUUGAUUUAGCUACAGAGACAUAUGGAUCUCUUGAUUUAGCUGGAGAUGCGAUCAAAUCGAAUCAUGACAGUUUUGUAACAGACAUACAAACUGUUGGUGGGAGCCUUUAUUUCUUUUGCAGGAAUUAUGUGCAUGGUCUUGUAGAUCUCUGGGUUUUGAAGGAAUAUGAAGUUAUAGAAUCUUGGACAAAGGUGGUUUCUGCCUUGAGCAACGACAAGAGGUAUUUUCUUUCAGUAUUGUACCAAUUGGAGAAUGGUAAACUUCUAGUGGUGCUUGAAAGUGAUGUCAGAGUCUUGAAUCCCAAAAAUAACAAAUCCAGGCGUCUCCUGAGGUCUGUCUACACUAGGUCUGCGAGUAUUUAUGUUGAAAGCCUAGUUUCGCCCGGUUCAGUUGAUGCAACAACUAUGAUGAGUGGACUACAGUUGAGGACACUUAAAGCCUCAACAAGCAGGACACAAGACUAAGAAUCUGAUCAUGGACUAUCAGGGCUUGAACUGUCGCCUGAAAUUUAAGCAUGGAGAAUGUAAUUGGGUAGCUGAUGUUUUGUCAUAGCAUGCUCUUGGUAGGUUGAUCCUUUGAUGAAGUUUGUGUCACUUUUGCAUGCCCACCUGCUUAUCUUUUGCCUAAUUUGCUUAAUGAUGUAUCAGACUUAAAACACCUACAACAGUGUAUUGUACAAGUUGUGUUUGAGUAAUGAACUCCUUGUUUGGUAGUAGUA
Coffea eugenioides is the source of this 1633-nucleotide messenger RNA. RefSeq names its product F-box/kelch-repeat protein At3g23880-like. The transcript is spliced from 3 exons. The record is from RefSeq and is a predicted model, not a curated record. The coding region runs from base 156 to 1379 and encodes 407 amino acids. Lineage: Eukaryota; Viridiplantae; Streptophyta; Magnoliopsida; Gentianales; Rubiaceae. Gene Ontology annotation, molecular function: protein binding.